AUGGGUGUCACCCUCCACCGCCUCUAUAUCCAAGCCGAUGGAAAGACACACGAUAUCCUCAUCGGCCCCGAGACGCCCUCAGGCCAUCUUGUCCAGAAAUAUACGAACACUCUCAUCGGCCGUUACGCUAACCGUGUUCCUGCCGGGACCCACACGAUCUCGCGUGCUUCGAAUACCGCCUCGCUCACUGCUGCUUCAAAUGAAUCCCCCACCGUAUCGCUCCAUGGAGGCAUCACCGGAUUCGACCUGCAGAUGUUCGAGCCGCUCCCUGAUCUCUUUUCAUCCAAGCUAUUUUCGCAAUCUGAGAUCAAUACGAUCAGCGCGCGCAUGCCCAGCGGCGCCGCUUGCGUGUUCAGUCGCAUAUCCGAAGACGGCGAGGAGGGAUAUCCCGGACGAUUAUUGGUUGAGGUCCUCGUCGGACUCACGCAGCCCUCAGCCCCUCCCACGACUAGCGAGGAUAAAAAAGAGUGGAACCUUGGCAGCGUUCUCCUCGUUUACCGCGCAAAGCUACUGGACGAUAGUGCUGUGACGGCAGUAAAUCUGACACAGCACUGGGGAUUCAACCUGGAUGCAUCGCUGCAGGAUGGCCAAAGCGUGAAGGACCACACACUUGUAAUCAAGGCGGAUCACACACUCGAGCUGGGCCCCGACGCCAACUCGUCUGGAUUGCUCGCACCAGUCACCGGCACGCAUCAUGCGCACGUAGAGAAAGAGACACGCAAGAUCGGCGAGAAGUUCCCUGAAAAUGGCUAUGACGAGUUCUACCUCUUCCCCCGCAACAUCGCCCCGCCCACGCCCGUCCGCAUAUCCACGGGGGACUUGCAGCCAAAGACAGAUUUCGUACUACCCGCGUUGGAGGAUCAGCAGUCGCUCGUCGAGCUCGCCAGUCCCAAGAGCGGGCUCCGUCUGAACUUCAGCUCGAACCAGUCUGGCGUACAAUUUUACUCGAACAAUUUCUCGCAGCCAGACAAAACUGCACGGAAGAAGAUCCACGGUGGGUCGGGCGAGAAGGGCGAUGGAUAUGAGCCUGGAUCUGCUGCGUUCUUAGAGUUCCACGAGCCGCUCGCGGCAUGGCUCCACCCUGAGACGAUCGGCCGCACUGGAAGCGACACGCUGCUUGCAUCGGGAGAACUGUAUAACAGCUUUGUCCGCAUGGAUGUGUGGUAUACCAGCCCGGAGGGGCUGUGA
Messenger RNA from Fibroporia radiculosa, 1188 nucleotides. RefSeq lists its product as uncharacterized. Bases 1 to 1188 code for a protein of 395 amino acids. Lineage: Eukaryota; Fungi; Basidiomycota; Agaricomycetes; Polyporales; Fibroporiaceae. Gene Ontology annotation, molecular function: aldose 1-epimerase activity; carbohydrate binding. The record is from RefSeq and is a predicted model, not a curated record. Gene Ontology annotation, biological process: glucose metabolic process; beta-D-galactose catabolic process via UDP-galactose, Leloir pathway. The transcript has 7 exons.